This is a messenger RNA of Onychostruthus taczanowskii (white-rumped snowfinch), 3605 nucleotides long. It is a transcript of the gene NT5M, whose product is annotated as 5',3'-nucleotidase, mitochondrial. The coding region runs from base 122 to 820 and encodes 232 amino acids. The record is from RefSeq and is a predicted model, not a curated record. The transcript is spliced from 5 exons. NCBI's taxonomy places the organism in Eukaryota, Metazoa, Chordata, Aves, Passeriformes, Passeridae. Gene Ontology annotation, biological process: pyrimidine deoxyribonucleotide catabolic process. Gene Ontology annotation, molecular function: 5'-nucleotidase activity.
CGCUGCCCCAAACCCCCAUCCCCUGCCCUGACCCUGCUUCCCUGAGCCUCCCAUUCCCUGCCCCAAAUCCCCCAUCCCCUGCCCCAAAUCCCCCAUCUCUUUCCCCAAAUCCCUCUCCACAAUGAUUUUGCUGAGCUGCUUCCUGCACCUGCGGCCGCGGCGCUGCGGCGCCUUGGCCGGGCUGGGCAGGGGGCUGGGCCCCUCAGCGGGGUCCCGCCGGGCUCUGCGGGUGCUGGUGGACAUGGACGGGGUGCUGGCUGACUUCGAGGGAGGCUUCCUGAAGAAAUUCAGGGCCAGGUACCCCGACAAGCCCUACAUUGCCCUGGAGGACCGGAGGGGCUUCUGGGUGUCGGAGCAGUACGGGCGCCUGGGACCCGAGCUGAGUGAGAAAGCCAUCAGCAUCUGGGAAUCCAAGAACUUCUUCAUCGAGCUGGACCCUCUCCCUGGGGCUGUGGAAGCUGUGAAGCAAAUGGCAAAUCUGGCAGACACUGAUGUGUUCAUCUGCACGAGCCCAAUCAAGAAGUACCGGUACUGCCCUUAUGAGAAGUAUGCCUGGGUGGAGAAGCACUUUGGCCCUGAAUUUCUUGAGCAGAUUGUUUUGACACGAGAUAAAACAGUGGUUUCUGCUGAUCUGCUUAUAGACGACAGACCUGAUAUAACAGGGGCAGAGCAGAACCCCACCUGGGAGCACGUGCUCUUCACUGCCUGCCACAACAAGCACCUGCAGCUGAAGCCCCCCAGCCGCCGGCUGCACUCCUGGUCUGAUGACUGGAAGGCCAUUCUGGACAGCAAACGCCUCCCACCCGGCCAGGCCACCUAAACACCAGCCCCCACGGCCACCUGGGGCUGCAGCCGCCUGCCUGUGUCCCUGUGGAGUCCUGCUGAAGGCCAGAACCACAGACAGACAGACAGACAGACGCUGUCUCUGCUGCAGAGAGGAAGAGGAGGGUGAGCUGAAGCGCCGCAGUCACCUGGACUUGAAAAAGAGACCCCAGCCCUGCCACGAGGGAGCAACAGCAGGAUUGUGCCUGUGGACCUGACAGCCUGGAUGGGGGGCAUUUCCCACUGGCUCCUGGGGUCUCUGUGCUGCAUCUGCACCCCCCACAGCCUGGGCAAGGUCACCCUCAGCGUGUCACUGCCCUUGCCUGGUGCACUGCAGGGUACAGACCAGCUCUGCAUCCUCCCCUCCACGUCAUGGUCAGGGAUCAUGUGUGUGGUUUGUUUAGUCCUUGCAAGGUUUCUUCCCAAGGGGCUGCCUCAGGAGAUCUCUCCCCCUGGCAGUGCCUGGAUCUGGGGAGAGGGGUGGCUGGAAGGGCAGGGAGAGCAGACAGGGGCUGCUCCCUGCACUGGGAAUUGUCACAAGCACGUCCAUGGAUGCUGUCUGCAGUUCUCACACACUGCAAGGGAAGAUGUUGGGAGGAUGUUGCUGUUAAAGGCUGGGGAGCUGUGCUGGUUUCAGCCAGGGUAGAGUUAAUGUUCUUCACAGAAAAUAGAGCCCCAUACGAGCUGCUGUGAAAAAAAUUAACUCUACCCUGGCCAAAAGCAGCAUGGGAGCCCAUGAGAGGUGCCCAGGAUAGUUUGUUCUGCACCUCCACCACAGUCCCAGCUCUGGAUGUCUGGGAACAGAGCAUGCUGCCAGCCCCACUCCCCUGGCUCUGGGCCCCUGCAGAGAGGUGUUCAGUGCCUGGCUGGUGCAAAGGGCUCACAGCACACACAGCUGGACCAGCCCCCUCUGCCAGGGGACAGUGCAGGGGCUGCUGAGCUCUGGGAGCAGCCAGCGCUGCUGGGAAGCUGCAGUUGGCCCCCAAAAAGGGAGGGUUUAGACCAAAGGGCAGCUCCAAGAGGGAUGGUUUUGGCACAGCUGUGCCCACAGCCUCUUCUUCCCUUGUUUGUCUCAUUUUUGCUUCUCUGAGCCCACAGCAGUCCAGCCUUGAACUUCAGCAACCUGACAGGAGAAAGCUGCUGCUGCUGCUGCUCCUAGCCUUGGCCUCAGAGAGACAUCCCAGCUGCUGGGAGAGCCUGGCAUCCCCUCCCUGCCUGUGGCACUGCCACAGGGCAGCCACAGCCUGGCUGUCCCCAGUGGGAGCUGGUGCUGGGCCACCGCAGGCCGAGCCCCAGGGUGAGCUGGGUGUGUCACUGCUGACACCACAGAGGCCAUCAGCCCCCACUGCUGUGUGUCCCCACUCUGUCCAGGAUCCCACUGCCCUCCUGGCCCAAGGACUUGCUGGCUGCAGCAGUAAAAUUCCUCACUUGGACACGUAACCCCACAGGCAGAGGUGGUAGCCAGGGCUUGGCUGGGAUUUGCCACCCUGCACCCUGUGCUCACACCUUUGCUUUGCCUCUCUGCUCUCCUGUGGACCCCCAUCAACGAAAGGACAUGAACUUGAAGCUAUAUAACCAACAAAUAAUGUAAUUCAGCAGUGGCAGCCAGACCCCUCCUGUACCCAGGGCCUGGAGGGGUUCUGGAGUUGGUGCUUUGGAACCUGUGCCUUCCCUGGGUGCUGCGGGCCAGGGAUGGGGCCUGUGUUGACUUGGGGCUUGCCCUGUUUCUGGGGAUGGGGGGAGUUUACAAAGUCAGCAUGGUUAGCCCAGGGCAGUAGAACUUACAUACCACAAGCAUCUUUUUUUUCUUUCUUUCUUUUUUUUUUUUUUUUUUAAUUUUUCUUUCCUGUUUAAACCACUGUGUGCUUCUCUAGGCGGUGGGUUUGGUUUGGAGGGGUUUAUUUAAGAUGUGCAGCUGCCUGAGGUGCAGCCCUCUGGCCAAGAGCUGGCUGGGGGGUUUGCAGGCUGGGAAGUGGGACAGUGUGGGAGCACCAUGGGCAGCUGCUGCAGCUGCUGAACAUCAGGAAACCCCUGGUUCCACCAGCCCUCCACCAGCUGUUGGCCCCUCUGUGCAGCCAGGGUGACCUCAUGGGGUCCAAGCUGUUUUUUUUUCUAAUGGUACCAUGUAAAUAUGAGCUGCCUGAGCUCCCCAGAGCCUUCUCCCUGCUUAUUGAGCCAAAAUGAGCUGGCACAUCUCUCCAGCAGCUGCCCAAAUCUGUCAUCUUCCCCCGAGGCCGGGGCAGACCCGAGGGAUGUGGCUCUCUGGGGCCAGCAGGACUUUUCCCCGUGGUGAGAUGUGAUGCCAGAGAUAAAUACACCACAUAAAAUAUACUUGAAAGCAGAGCUGGAGUUUCUCAUGCCUGAGGCUCCAGCUCCAUGUACAGAGAGCCUGAGCUGGUAGCUGCACUGUUUGCUCCCACACUCAGGACCAGGAGGUGACUCCAGGGCUGAUGGAUCUGGCCCGUUGGUCCUUCAAGCCUGUCUGUGUCCAGCUGAGAUACACAGAGCUUUUGUUUUUGAAUGUACAUCUAUAAACCUGAGGCAAAUGAGGAGCACUGCAAUAAACACUGGGUUGUUUGGCAUCCAGCUGCCUAAAAAUGGGGUUUGGGGUUUGCAGCUUCCCAGCCAUCGCUCUGGGAAAAGGGGUGGGGGGCAUUUCACCUCCAGGUUUGGGAAUGUCCCCUUGUCCAGAAAACCUGGAACCAGCCCUGCUGCCCUGGCAGUGCCAUCAGCCUGUUAGACACAGUCCCUGUGGGCAGAAAUAAAGCCAAGUGCAGGGUAGA